CUCCUGAGCACCACACAAUCUUCCCUCCACUGCUGAGAGAGGAGGGGCUUGGCUUAGUGCACGCUUGCUCGGGCCUAGCUUCACCACCAGGGGCCAUCGCUGCCCUCUGCGCUCGACGCACUGUGGCUUGAUUACUCGCUUACACUCCGCAUUGGAGUGUUUUGUUUGAUUGAUCGACCAUGGCAGCGGCUUGCAGCAGCAGCGGCAGCAGCAGCCGAAUUGGGUGGUUCCAGGCUAGCUCCAGUAGCAGCAACAUCGGCAUACUGCAGCACCACCCGUGGAGAGGAUCGCAUGCCUCUUCAUUGUUUUCCUUCCCCAAGCUCGGAGCCCGGAUUGGCAGCAGCAGCGGCGGCAGUGGCAGCAGCGGCACCAGCAGCAGCAACAGGGUGAGAGUCCUGGUUUGUUGUGCGGCUGGUGGCGAUGGCAAGACGAUUGUGAUUGGUCUGGCAGCGGACUCUGGGUGCGGCAAGAGCACAUUCAUGAGGCGGCUGACGAGCGUGUUUGGGGGAGCAGCGUCGCCUCCUAAAGGUGGGAAUCCCGACUCCAACACGCUCAUCAGCGACACCACCACGGUCAUCUGCCUGGACGACUACCACUCGCUGGACAGGACGGGCAGGAAGGAGAAAGGGGUGACGGCCCUGGAUCCGAAGGCCAACAAUUUCGAUCUUAUGUACGAGCAGGUCAAGGCACUCAAGGAAGGCAAAGCUGUCCAGAAGCCCAUCUACAACCACGUAUCAGGGUUGCUUGACCCUCCGGAACUCAUCCAGCCACCUAAGAUCCUUGUCAUUGAAGGUCUCCACCCCAUGUUCGAUUCUAGAGUGAGAGAGCUCCUCGACUUCAGUAUAUACCUUGAUAUCAGCGAUGCUGUCAAGUUUGCUUGGAAGAUCCAGCGAGAUAUGGCCGAGAGGGGACACAGCCUGGAGAGCAUCAAGGCCAGCAUUGCUGCCCGCAAGCCCGACUUUGAUGCUUACAUAGACACACAGAAGCAGUACGCAGACGUGGUGAUUCAAGUGCUUCCCACGCAGCUCAUUCCAGACGACAACGAAGGCAAAGUACUUCGCGUUCGGAUGAUCAUGAAAGAGGGCGUUGACAACUUUGAGCCCGUCUACCUGUUUGACGAAGGCUCCACAAUCUCGUGGAUACCUUGCGGGAGGAAGCUCACGUGUUCUUACCCGGGGAUUAAGUUCUUCUACGGCCCAGACACUUACUAUGACAACGAGGUGUCAGUGCUGGAGAUGGAUGGACAGUUUGACAAACUGGACGAGCUCAUCUACGUGGAAAGCCACCUGAGCAACAUCUCGACCCGCUUCUACGGGGAGAUCACGCAGCAAAUGCUCAAGCACGCCGACUUCCCGGGCAGCAACAACGGCACGGGCUUGUUCCAGACCAUUGUGGGCCUCAAGAUCAGAGAUGUGUUUGAGCGCAUCACCUCCAAGCAAGGCUCCCCCGUUGGGGCGGCAGCAGCCACCUCCAAGGUCUAAUUAUUGCUGUAUCGUAUCACGUUAUCCUUUUACGAUAAAGAUGACAUAUAGAUAAAUAUAUAAUAGACCAAACCCUAUUUUCAAGUGUU
Molecule: messenger RNA, 1570 nt
Organism: Selaginella moellendorffii
Lineage: Eukaryota; Viridiplantae; Streptophyta; Lycopodiopsida; Selaginellales; Selaginellaceae
Product: phosphoribulokinase, chloroplastic
Exons: 5
Coding region: 180-1481 (433 amino acids)
Biological process (GO): carbohydrate metabolic process
Cellular component (GO): cytoplasm; chloroplast
Molecular function (GO): ATP binding; phosphoribulokinase activity
Source: RefSeq, a predicted model, not a curated record